GUGAAAUUCACCAACUGCCGACAAUGUAUGACCAAUUUCAACCUUUUGGACCACCGUAAAUCUCCACUCUUCCAUGGAUUUAUAAUAAAGAAAGACCACUCUUUUUUUUUAGUGUCAACUGAUUUAUCUGCCCACAACCUGUUUGACAAAAUUACCAGACAAACCCAACUCCCAUCAUCUCCUUCACCAGCCCACAAAAGAACCCCACCUUCCUCCAUGAAAACCCCCCAAAAGCUCAAUCCCAGCACAUUCCUCGGCCUAUUGCUCCUCUCCGUCUUCCGGGCCAAAGCCACCCCCGAAUCCGGCCAGGGCUGCGACGCUUUAGCUUCCUACUACCUAUGGGACGGCGCUACCCUGUCCGUCAUAUCCAGAGUCCUCUCGACCACCAUCGACGAAAUCCUCAGCUACAACCCCCAAAUCACCAACCCGAACCUCAUCAGCGCCGGCUCUCGGCUGCGCGUGCCCUUCUCGUGCGGCCCGGUGGACGGGCUUUCAGCCGGUCGGUUCGUCUACCGCGUCCGGUCCGCGAACGCCACCUACCAGAGGAUAGCGGGGCUAGUCUACUCGAACCUGACGACAGUUGAAAUGCUGAUGAGGUUCAACAGCUACGCGCCGGGGAGCAUCCCGGCCGGCGCCCGGGUGAAUGUGACCGUGAGGUGCUCGUGUGGGGACAGCCGCGUGUCAAAAGAUUACGGGCUUUUCGUUACGUAUCCGUUGAGGCCCGGCGAGAGUUUAUCGGGAAUUGCGAGUGGGGCCAGGAUUUCGGAGAGAUUGCUGCAGGGUUAUAAUCCGGGCGUGGAUUUUGGCAGUGGGAGUGGUUUGGUUUUUAUUCCGGGGAGAGAUAGUAAUGGGACUUAUCCUCCACUGUUAACAAGUGGUGUUGCAGCUGGAAAAUCUGGUGCAGCCAUUGCUGGAAUAUCAUUAGCAUCGGUUUUGGGGGCAAUCUUUUUAGCAGCGUGCUUAUAUUUCGGUUUAUACAGAAUGAAAAAGGUGACAAAGGACUCAUUUCGCCACAAAAACCGAAGCAUUGAGAACGCGAAUGAGUCAGAAUUAAGUUCUGUUCGAGUCUCACAGCGAAAAGGUGUUACUGUGGAUAAAUCUGUGGAGUUCACGCAUGAAGAAUUAGCUGAGGCCACGAACAAUUUUAGCAUAACUUAUAAAAUUGGGCAAGGUGGUUAUGGAGCUGUUUACUACGGGGAGUUAAGAGGCGAGAAAGCUGCUAUAAAAAAGAUGGACAUGGAAGCUUCCAAGGAGUUCCUGGCCGAGCUCAAGGUCUUAACACACGUUCAUCAUGUGAACUUGGUGCAUUUGAUAGGAUACUGUGUAAAAGGUUCGUUGUUUCUUGUUUAUGAGUACAUAGACAAUGACAACCUUAGCCAACACUUGCGUGGUAAAGGUAAAGAGCCAUUACUAUGGCCCACCAGGCUGCAAAUUGCCCUAGAUUCGGCUAGAGGACUCGAAUACAUACACGAGCAUACGGUUCCACUAUAUAUUCAUCGUGAUGUAAAAUCCGCAAAUAUUCUAAUCGACAAGAAUUUUCGUGCCAAGGUUGCCGAUUUUGGUAUGGCUAAAUUAACUGAAGCCGGAGGGGCUUCUUUACAAACGCGUGUUGUGGGUACUUUUGGAUACAUGCCACCGGAGUACGUGUGUGGAGAUGUUUCGACUAAGAGUGAUGUGUAUGCAUUUGGGGUUGUUCUUUUUGAAUUAAUAUCUGGAUUACAAGCAGUUGUGAAGACAAAUGGUGAAGAUACAGAAGCAAAAGGCCUUGUUAGUUUGUUUGAGGAUGCUUUUAACGAGCCCGAUCAAACCGAGAGCAUACGUAAACUCAUCGACCCAAGGCUUGGUGAUGAGUAUCCUCUUGAUUCAGUCACUAAGGUGGCUCAUCUUGCAAAAGCUUGCACACAUAAAAACCCACAACAGAGGCCAAGCAUGAAAUCAGUUGUAGUGGCACUAACAACAUUAUCAUCUUCAACUGUGGAUUCGAGCAAUUGUUCCAUCUAAGAAAACGGGCCUCGAUUUUUUUCGUUUAUUAGUCAGUUAAUAGACAUGUAUAAGAAGAUAAUUCCAUUGUUGUAUAAACACGGCCUAUUUUGACGUAUAAAAAUCGAUUCCAACAUGUAGUACUAGUAUGUGAAGAUUCAGCAGACUUAAAAAAAUAUAUAUAAAAAAAAAUUGGUGAGCACUUUUAAUCUUCAUGUUUUAUGAUUUAGAAGUAGAUUACGAGUGUUCUCUUGAUCUGCAGCUCUCUGACUGCUCAAUUUUAGUGAAUCCGGG
This is a messenger RNA of Striga asiatica, 2274 nucleotides long. The record is from the annotation of a GenBank genome assembly. Lineage: Eukaryota; Viridiplantae; Streptophyta; Magnoliopsida; Lamiales; Orobanchaceae.